Drosophila ananassae is the source of this 1986-nucleotide messenger RNA. Its product is annotated as calcium/calmodulin-dependent protein kinase kinase 1. The transcript has 6 exons. Gene Ontology annotation, cellular component: cytoplasm. Lineage: Eukaryota; Metazoa; Arthropoda; Insecta; Diptera; Drosophilidae. Gene Ontology annotation, biological process: protein phosphorylation; intracellular signal transduction; positive regulation of protein kinase activity. Gene Ontology annotation, molecular function: ATP binding; calmodulin binding; calcium/calmodulin-dependent protein kinase activity. The coding region runs from base 1 to 1740 and encodes 579 amino acids. The record is from RefSeq and is a predicted model, not a curated record.
AUGGAUUUCAUAGCACCAACGAAAAAACAGCAAGAAUCUCAAAUUGAAGCGGAUUUUCUUCAUAGAGUGUGUGAUAAAAAUAUUCAUGAGCCAGUGAUCGGUUCCCUUCAGCAUAGUACGAGCUGCACAAAUGAAACAGUUGCAGAGUUUGAGUCUACGAUUCUGAAUGGUUGUGAACGUUCAAAACAAAUAAAAUCUGAUGAGUCCCCACAAACUAAUACUGACCAAUUGACCACGAGGUCCAUGCUUCACAAGUCACAAUCACUAGAUUUAUAUAAUGAAAAUCAAGCAAAUUCCACGGAAAAUACGGAAAAUUUUAACCUAACUGAAAUUUCAAGCUCAAUAUCGAAGAUAACUAGCAAUAUUGAACCAGUCUUUCGGUUUAGCAAUGGAUGUAUUCAAAAAUUUUCCCCUAAGAUCUCACAUAACGAUUUGAAAUAUCAAUCGUCUGAAUGCCGACCAAUUUACCCGAAUGUUCCAUACAGUCCAUAUGCCAGUCCAUUUGGUAGUCCUCGGUGUAAUCGCCGGCGUCCCAUUUUUCGAGAAUCUCGAAGAAUCUCAAUGGAAAAAUCUGGAAGCUUUCUUCAAUUAAAUCAAUAUAAAUUAAUGGAACAAAUUGGGCAGGGUUCUUACGGCCUGGUUAAACUAGCUUACUCUGAGGAAGAUUCAACUCAUUAUGCCAUGAAAAUUCUUUCAAAAAAGCGUUUAUUACGCCAAGCUGGACUCAUUCGCAGGGGUCCUAGAAAAGCCACAUCUCCUCUGGACAGAGUUUACAGAGAAAUUGCUGUUUUGAAAAAACUUGAUCAUCCAAAUGUCGUUAAAUUGGUGGAAGUGUUGGACGACCCAAUUGAGGACUCAUUAUAUAUGGUUUUUGAACUCGUGAAACUAGGCGAGGUUUUAAGGAUUCCAACCGACAAACCAUUGUCUGAGGAAAGAUCAUGGAGUAUUUUACGAGAUACAUUACUGGGACUUGAAUAUUUGCACUACCAAAAAAUUAUUCACGCAGACAUAAAGCCAGGCAAUUUAUUAUUAACAGAAUAUGGAAACGUCAAAAUAGCUGAUCUGGGUGUGUGCAAUGAAUUUUUUGGAGAAGAGGCCAAUAUUAGCAGCGGUACGACUGGUGGCACCCCGGCCUUUCGAGCUCCAGAAACACUUGUGUUAGGACAGAAUGUCUACUGUGGAAAGGCAGCGGAUGUCUGGGCUUUGGGAGUAACACUGUACUCCCUAGUUUAUGGAAACGUUCCAUUUUUUGGGGAGACUGUUCCUUUCCUAUAUGAAAAAAUAAAAAACGAUCCUGUUAUGUUUCCACAAACUGUUACAAUAAGUAAUCAGUUAAAAAACUGUUUGUUAAAUAUGUUGGAAAAAGAUCCAAAAAAGAGAAUAACAAUUCCUCAAUUAAAGGUAAAUAAUUGGGUUACAUCAGAAGGAAAAUUUCCACUGCCAACUGAAGAAGAAAAUUGUUGUUUGGUUCAACUAGACGAUGAAGAUUUAAGCUUUGUCGUCAGGAGCAUUCCAAAAUUAGACACUCUCAUUCUAAUAAAAACAAUGUUAAAAAAACAUUCUUUUGGAAAUCCUUUCAUAAAAGAAGAAGAAGGAAAUUCAUCCAAACAUUGCAGCUCCCGCUUUAAAAAAUUUUCCAACACUGGUCGAUCAAAUUCUGCUCCCGGAUCGUAUUACGUUUCAAUGGACAGGCAAGCAUCAGAUGACUCGCUUCUUCCCUCCGUAACGGAACAUUCUUAAUGGAAAUCUAUGUUCUGUGAUUAAGAUUUCGAAAUUUUUUAUGUUUUUUAAAUAUUUAAAGGACUUUCGGCAUAGCCGGCUAAAGCUAUAAAUGAUCUUAUAUCUAGUGCCAGAAUAUACAGAUAUGAAUAAAAAUGUCGAUUUACCAGCUCACUAAGUUGUUGAAAAUAAACAUACAAAUUUGUUCAAAUUAACUUUUAAAUGUCAAAAACUGUUUAAUAAAAUACUCCGUCUGCUUUAAUCUUG